AUGGCCAGCAGCACGAUUCCUUUACCUAACGAUCCAGCGAAUAUGCAACUAGUUACGGAACUUGAAUUAGAAAUGAUGACUGAUAUGUACAGGAAGAUGUCCGAUUCAUGCCAAAAGAAAUGUAUAUCCAGUCGUUAUAAGGAAGGCGAGCUCAACAAGGGUGAAGCCGUCUGUAUCGACCGAUGUGUCUCGAAGUAUUUGGACGUGCAUGAAAAACUCGGUAAGAAAUUGACGCAAAUGUCAGCUCAGGAUGAACAGUUGCUCCAGAAGAUGCAGCAGUGA
Molecule: messenger RNA, 282 nt
Organism: Soboliphyme baturini
Lineage: Eukaryota; Metazoa; Nematoda; Enoplea; Dioctophymatida; Soboliphymatidae
Source: the annotation of a GenBank genome assembly